Molecule: messenger RNA, 4263 nt
Organism: Mugil cephalus (flathead mullet)
Lineage: Eukaryota; Metazoa; Chordata; Actinopteri; Mugiliformes; Mugilidae
Product: suppressor of tumorigenicity 14 protein
Exons: 19
Coding region: 32-2701 (889 amino acids)
Biological process (GO): proteolysis; acrosome reaction
Molecular function (GO): serine-type endopeptidase activity; protein binding
Source: RefSeq, a predicted model, not a curated record
UCACCUCUCCGGAGCUAAACGGGACAGUGCUAUGUGGACUCUCCCCAAAAGCAAAACUUGCGAAGUGUACUGCGUCUCCGGGCAUGGACACUCAGGCUGCUCCGCUGCACAGGGAGAGGGGGAUUUGAAGGAGCCCACCCAGCCACUGGGUCGCCCCCCCACGAAGCCCGAGGACCAGGCGGAGCGGAGGGCGGGGGGGUCGCCAGCGGCGGCGUGCGGCUCCUGGAGGAGGUGGAUGCUGGGUCUCCUGCCUUUCUUUCCCUUCACCGCUGCCAUUGCACUGACGCUCCACUACUUAACAUCUCCACCCUGCUCAGUGUUCUUCCUCGGAGGCAGUGUGGAGUUCCCAAAUCUGAGCUUCUCCUCGGAGCUGGCCGACUCCACCUCCUCUCAGUUUCGCCUGCAGGCUCAGGCUUUGAACCAUUAUUUCUCAGAGCUCUAUGAGUCCACGCCGUGGAGCUCCUACUACCUGCGCUCAGGAAUUACUGCCUUCAGUGAAGGAUCAGAAGGGCUCAAUGUCUUCUACUGGAGCACAUUUUCUGCCCCGGACAACGUUGCCAUGGAGAUCCAGAGGUCCGGCCCAGAGAGGCUGCAGCGCAGGCUUCCUGGGAGCAACAAGGUGCAGCGGCACGGCCGCAACGAGCAGCGCUACUACAUGGAGAAAGACGACGACGUGCUGAACCUGCUGGGUUUGGACCCUGAUGACUUUGAAUCAGACGAAAAAUCUGACAAAAUUAAAAAUCCAAAUAAUAUCCAGAGUGGGAAGUGGCAGCUUGGCUUUCAAGCGAUGUCCUUCGACCUCUACGCCAAAUACGGGAACAACCGCACCCUCAGCCUCGUGAGUCCCAAGAAGCCAUACUACCAGUGGCGCCUUCGGGUGCCAUCGGGUCACGUGGUUCGUCUGGUCGUCCUCACCCUUCACGGGGCCACGCCAGGAAGCUGCACCGCCCACAAGCUCUCCGCCUAUGACUUCUUGCUUCCUUUGCAGAACAAAAUAAUCGCCAGGUGGUGUGGGCUGCCUGUUUCGGGCUCGUCUCCGGUCAUGAAGUUGACAUCCUCUGGGAACGUAAUGCUGGUCACCUUCUCCUUCAGCAGACAAAGGGAUGGAGCAAUCUUCAAAGCUUACUUCCAGGCCAUCCCGAAAGCAGCUUGUGGAGGCUCGAUUUCCUCCUGGAACGGCUCUGUUUCCUCACCUUACUACCCUUCCUAUUAUCCUCCUAAUAUAGACUGCACAUGGACACUGCGGGUGCCGUUGCCAGGAUACCUGAUCUCCAUGACGAUCGUGACGAUGGACAUUCAGGAUUCCCCAUCAUCGGACGGCUGUGAGAAAGACUGGCUGGACAUCGGAGGGGUGAAAUUUUGUAAUCCAGUGUCAGACAGCAGCAAAAAGCGAGUCUACUCCUCUCCUCUCUCCCUCCACUUCCACUCGGACGAAUCUCUCACUCACAAGGGCUUCUACUUGUUAUACCGAGCCUUCUCACCAGAGGGCACUUGCCCCCGGCAGUUUCGCUGUGGAGAUGGCCGCUGUAUCCCUCUGAGGAAGGUGUGUGAUGGAGUCAAGGACUGCUCGGAUGGACGGGACGAGGCUAAAUGCUCAUCCUGCAGGCCAGGGGAAGUGCUGUGCGGGAACGGCCAGUGCAAACCUCAGAGCAGCCAAUGUGUCAGCCAGAGCUCUUGUGCAGACAGCGGCGAAGAGGGAACCUGCGGGGGUAAGUGCUACCACGUGUGUCCAAACAAGGUGUGUUUGACCAAGUCUUCGGUGUGUGACGGUGUCAUCGACUGCAAGGACCGCAGUGAUGAGCUCAACUGCACCAGAGCCUAUCUUAAAGGGUGCUCCUCGUCCUCCUACAAAUGUGCCAAUGGAAAGUGCAUAAGCAAGGUCAACCCUGAGUGUGACGGAGUUAAAGACUGCUUCGAUGGCUCAGAUGAGCUGCGCUGUGGUUGCGGCACUAGGCCCAAGAAGCGCACCAAGAUCGUAGGAGGGACCGACGCCUUGGCGGGGUCGUGGCCCUGGCAGGUCAGCCUCCAGAUGGAUCGCUACGGCCACGUCUGUGGAGCCACGCUGGUCUCCAGCCGCUGGCUCAUCUCUGCAGCUCACUGCUUCCAGGACUCGGAUGCCAUUAAAUACUCAGAUGCACGCGCGUGGCGCGCCCACAUGGGAAUGCGCGUAAUGACCACGGGGAGCAACGGAGCAGCCACCAGACCGAUCCGACGGAUUCUCCUCCACCCCCAGUACGACCAGUUCACCUCUGACUACGACAUCGCCCUGCUGGAGCUCAGCACGCCUGUUUUCUUCAACGAGUUGGUGCAGCCCGUGUGCGUGCCCGCCUCCUCGCACUCUUUCACCACGGGGACAAACUGCUACGUCACGGGCUGGGGCGUCCUGAUGGAGGACGGUGAACUAGCCACUCGCUUACAAGAGGCCUCGGUGAAGAUCAUCAGCAGGAACACCUGCAACAAGCUGUAUGAUGACGCCGUCACUCCCAGGAUGCUGUGCGCUGGGAACCUGCAGGGAGGAGUAGACGCUUGCCAGGGAGACUCCGGAGGUCCGCUGGUGUGUCUGGAGCGCGGCAGGCGGUGGUUCCUGGCGGGGAUCGUGAGCUGGGGCGAGGGCUGCGCCAGGCAGAACCGCCCCGGCGUCUACACGCAGGUGGUCAAGUUCACCGACUGGAUCCACCAGCAGACCAAAGGACAGGUGUGACUGGACGUCGCACGAGCAUCACACACCCACGCGAAUGACCAAGUGACUUUAACACGCGGGACGAACGUCCUCGGGCCUGGAGUGUGCGUUCAGAGUGUUGUCGCGACUGCGUGGCAGCACAGGUUUUUUGGGAGGCAUGCGUCGGAGGCAGCAGACCGGCUCGGGGCUCCGUCGCUGCUCCAGCACAACCACAGCCAACAUCAUCACAGAAUAAUGCGUAAAAUAAAUGUAGCUCCUAAAUGGAUUAUUAAAUUAACUUGGUUUUUGGGGCUGCUGCUUAUAAAUAUCUGAGCUGUGAGUCAGUAUUUCCUGAUUUCUUCAGAAGAAUUUCAUACCCAACCCUGCAGCCACUCAUUAUUUUAUGUAAGAUGAAUAAUUUGUUUUUUUCCAGAGACCACCAAUAUAUUGGUAUGCACAGAUUUGAUAGCUUUUUAUCACUCUAAUGGAGGAUCACCAGCUUUCUGCUUUCACUGUAUUGCUUUUUAGGUUGCACACAUAUGAAACAUCUUUUGAAAGUAGACUGUCUUCUCGCUGCAAACAGCACAAGUUUUUAUAGGGACGUAAAUCUAACUAGUGGCCCUUGUUAAAGUGCUCUUCCUUCUCUAGUACAUGAAAAUUGAUGCAGCAGAGCCGGAUUCUUCCUCUUCAAAGCUUGGCACUUACAAUGUAACUCGGCCUCUAGACGGUCUGCUAGAAACUUGUGAAGUGACAUCAUCGGAGGAAGUGCACCAGAUCUUUAGCAGUUCCUUCUGGAGCAACAAAAAACUUUAUAGCCUACAACAUUUUUUUUCCACAUCAGCCACGGUGCUUGCCCAACACUUUAAUCAAGUUCCCGAUUAAUACCAGCGAAAAAGCCUUAGAGCCGUCAGGGAGGUUGGCACCCGCUGAAAUGCACGCACGUCUUCCCCUUGUGUGUAAAUGUAGCCAAUCACUUCCUGUUUUCCUCAUGUUUCUAGGCUCGCUCGUCUUCCCUCCCGUCACAGCUACAUUGUUCACCACAGAGAUUGCAUGCCAACAGAAAUCAGAUCAUUGGUAUGUGGAAAGUGUUUUCCCCCUACAAGUAUGUAACCGUGUAUCUCUGCCCUCAUCCACAGCUGUACGCGUACUGUAUGUGUUCACAGCUCACUUUGUGAGUUUAAGAGUUGAUAUUGUACUGUAUGUGUAUGUGUGUGUAUUUGUAUACCGUGGGUUUUAUGAGUCCUAGCCUUAUGUUCGGUGUAUUUCCUUAUGGUAGAGAAGUGAACAAUCCCUGGAUAGUAGGUGCAUUGAGUUUUUUUUUUUUUUUUUACUGUGAUUUAAUUUAUCUGCAUGGUGCCUCCAUUGGAUCUUAUGUUCCAGGAGAAGGCUUCCCUUGAAGCCACGAUGCAAUGGUCGUGUAAGGAGCAGAUGCGGUUUAAUUUCCUCCUUCUCAUCCAGCUGACACCACCCAGUGGUUAAUCCGUACCAUUGCCUGUUAAACUUCAUCUCCUGAACGAACGAUGCACCUUACAUUGAACUCUGCAGUUUGCAUCGUUGUUAAAUAAGCAGAUUAUAAUAUGCCUUUAUAUUAAAGACACCAUUAC